AUGCGCCCUACGCUUUCAGCAGUUUUCGCCAGUGUUAUCACUGGCAUCUCAGCGUCUCCGAUCACCCCUAACACAAGCUCCCAGUCUCGUGUCCGGCAGCUGGUUGAGCUUCCGGGCGUGUUUGUCGAAAACCUCGCCGUCAGACCUAACGGAAACCUCAUUCUCAAUACCAUCAGCCAGGGCCAGAUCUACUCUCUAGAUCCUUCUCAGAAGAAUCCAGAGGCCCAUGUCGUCGCCAGCAUUGAAGGUGUCAACGCACUCACUGGAAUCACUCCCGUGGGCAAGGAUGUGUAUGCUGUAGCUGGCAGCAACCUCGACACGGACGCGGCUCAGUUCCACAAUGGAUCCAUGAAGAUUGCGCUCGUCAAUUUUGAGAAGUGUGGAAAAUCUGCUGGCGAAACGGCUUCUGUCAAGGUCAUCAUUGAAGGGACGGACAUCGGUCCUGUGAAUGGCCUCACCACCCUUCCCCGUCACCAGCACAUCGUUCUCGGCGCAGACUCCACAAGGGGAAAGAUUGUACGCAUAGACACGGCAAAGCGCACUGCGGAGGAUAUUUUCCAAGAUGAUCUGCUGGCGCCUGUACCCGACCCUUCAUUCCCUCUGGGUGUCAAUGGCAUCAAGAUCUUCAAGAACCAUCUCUACUUCACCAACACGGCCCGGCGGAUCUUUGGACGAGUCAAGAUUGACCAGUUUGGCAACAAAGUCGGAAACGUGGAAAUAAUUGCCCAACUUCCCGCAGGUUCAGCCGCCGCACCAGACGACUUUACCAUGGACAAGCACGGCAACGCUUACGUCGCGUUCUGGACAAACUCGCUUGUCAAGAUUACUCCAGAUGGGGAGCGAGUCACGAUUUUGGAAGGUGUGCUUGCAAGCCCUACUAGCUCGGCCUUUAGCAAGGAUGGGCGGAGUGUCUACGUCGGCACCGCAGGUCGGGGUUCUGAGACCGUGUCUGGUGGACAGGUAGUCGAGGUUCGGCUCUAG
Fusarium keratoplasticum is the source of this 981-nucleotide messenger RNA. RefSeq names its product SGL domain-containing protein. The transcript has a single exon. Lineage: Eukaryota; Fungi; Ascomycota; Sordariomycetes; Hypocreales; Nectriaceae. The record is from RefSeq and is a predicted model, not a curated record. Bases 1 to 981 code for a protein of 326 amino acids.